GUAGUGUUUUAUGAACACCGUAGGAAUCAAGCGAUUUCGCGCUUGGUGUCUUCACAUCUCCUGUCAGUCGCGUCUUCGGCUGCGGAACAGCAAGAUGGCGGCCCGGAUUAUGCAAGCUGCAAGAUGUCCCACAGAUGAACUCUCCUUAACCAAUUGUGCUGUGGUCAAUGAAAAGGACUUUCAAUCUGGCUUGCAUGUAGUUGUGAAGACCUCACCCAACCACAAAUAUAUUUUUACACUGAGAAGUCAUACAUCUGUUGUCCCAGGUAGCAUUGCUUUCAGUUUGCCACAGAGAAAAUGGGCUGGCCUUUCUAUUGGGCAAGAUAUAGAUGUUUCCCUGUACAACUUUGAUAAGACCAAGCAGUGUAUUGGCACUAUGACUAUUGAGAUAGACUUCCUGCAGAAGAAAAAUAUUGACUCAAAUCCCUAUGAUUCAGACAAAAUGGCAGCAGAGUUCAUCCAGCAAUUCAAUAACCAAGCAUUUACAGUUGGACAGCAGCUUGUGUUUAGCUUUAAUGACAAACUGUUUGGCUUAUUGGUCAAGGACAUUGAAGCUAUGGAUCCUAGUAUUCUUAAAGGAGAUUCUGCCACAAGUAAAAAACAGAAGAUUGAAAUUGGUCUUGUUGUGGGAAAUAGUCAAGUUGCAUUUGAGAAGGCUGAGAGUUCUUCUCUCACUCUUAUUGGCAAAUCCAAAACUCGGGAAAACCGUCAAUCUAUCAUCAACCCUGACUGGAAUUUUGAGAAGAUGGGUAUUGGAGGUCUUGAUAAAGAAUUUUCUGACAUAUUCCGAAGGGCGUUUGCCUCUCGAGUAUUCCCACCCGAGAUUGUAGAGCAAAUGGGCUGCAAACAUGUGAAAGGUAUCCUCUUAUAUGGCCCACCUGGCUGUGGUAAGACACUUAUGGCCAGGCAGAUUGGCAAAAUGUUGAAUGCCAGGGAGCCAAAAGUUGUGAACGGGCCCGAAAUCCUUAACAAAUAUGUCGGAGAAUCAGAGGCCAACAUUCGCAAGCUCUUUGCAGAUGCUGAAGAAGAACAAAAGAGGCUUGGGGCAAACAGUGGUGUUCAUAUAAUCAUCUUUGAUGAAAUUGAUGCUAUCUGCAAACAACGAGGGAGUAUGGCGGGCAGCACUGGAGUCCAUGACACUGUUGUGAACCAGCUCUUGUCUAAAAUUGAUGGUGUUGAACAGUUGAACAAUAUCUUGGUAAUCGGUAUGACCAAUAGACCAGACCUGAUUGAUGAAGCUCUCUUACGACCUGGACGACUGGAAGUGAAAAUGGAGAUUGGCUUGCCCGAUGAAAAAGGUCGAAUGCAGAUCCUCAACAUCCACACAUCAAGGAUGCGAACCCACCAACUGCUGGCUUUAGAUGUGGAUAUUGCAGAGCUGGCCGUGGAGACCAAGAACUUUAGUGGUGCUGAACUCGAGGGUCUGGUUCGGGCAGCCCAGUCGACAGCUAUGAACAGACACAUUAAGGCCAGCACUAAGGUGGAAGUUGAUAUGGAAAAAGCAGAAUCUCUGCAGGUGACAAGGGGAGACUUUUUGGCUUCACUGGAGAAUGACAUUAAGCCAGCAUUUGGGACCAAUCAGGAAGAUUAUGCAAGCUAUAUUAUGAAUGGCAUUAUUAAAUGGGGCGACCCUGUUACUCGGGUGCUGGAUGAUGGGGAGCUUCUUGUUCAGCAGGCCAAAAAUAGUGAUCGUACUCCCUUGGUCAGUGUUCUUUUGGAAGGGCCGCCACAUAGUGGGAAAACAGCUUUAGCUGCAAAGAUUGCAGAGGAAUCUAAUUUCCCCUUCAUCAAGAUCUGCUCUCCUGAUAAGAUGAUCGGCUUUUCAGAAACUGCCAAGUGCCAGGCAAUUAAGAAGAUCUUUGAUGAUGCUUACAAGUCUCAGCUCAGCUGUGUGGUGGUGGAUGACAUUGAACGGCUUCUUGAUUAUGUUCCAAUUGGGCCACGUUUCUCCAACCUGGUGUUACAAGCCCUUCUGGUGUUACUGAAAAAAGCACCACCUAAGGGUCGCAAGCUCUUGAUUGUGGGGACUACUAGUCGCAAAGAUGUCCUGCAAGAGAUGGAGAUGCUGGAUGCGUUUAGUACUACUAUCCAUAUUCCCAACAUUGCUACAGGCGACCAUCUCAUGGAGGCCCUAGAGCUCCUGAGUGUCUUCAAAGACAAGGAACGCAGCACCAUUGCUCAGAAUGUCAAAGGGAAGAAGGUCUGGAUUGGCAUCAAGAAGCUGCUGAUGCUAAUUGAGAUGUCACUGCAGAUGGAUCCUGAGUACCGUGUGAGAAAAUUCCUGGCACUUCUACGAGAGGAAGGAGCCUAUUGAGAAUAAUAUCUGGGGCACAACUGGCCUGUGAAUUUGCAUGCAGUUCCCCUCUUUGGAUGACCAUCUCUGUGUGCCAGCACCCAUUCCCCAAGACCUGCCUAUCCUUGUGGCUGUUGCACUCUCUCUCUUUGCAGUAGUCCACUGGAUUUAGAAUGAAGCUUGAACCUUGUUAAAGGCUGGUGACCUGGAACACAACCAAUCAGAAGACUGCUUCUCUGGGAUCUUCUUCUAUGUGGCACAUUUGGACAACUGCAUAUUGCUUGGUUCUCUUCAGAUAUUCUCCUGAACUUUUUUUUUUUGCAUGUUAGAUACAACUAAGUACUUUACCUUUGUCUUUGAUAUCCUGGUGUAUUGUGACAAAUCAAACUUAUUCUAGAGUAACUGCUUUGGUGUUAUGCACCCACUUGAUUGAUAUUGGUGCACAAGCAAAGGAGUGGAAACGUGCCAUGUACAGACCUACAGACAUUGAUGUUGAAACUCAGGCAUAAAACAUGGG
Pseudonaja textilis is the source of this 2810-nucleotide messenger RNA. RefSeq names its product N-ethylmaleimide sensitive factor, vesicle fusing ATPase (gene NSF). Gene Ontology annotation, biological process: SNARE complex disassembly; intra-Golgi vesicle-mediated transport; Golgi to plasma membrane protein transport. Lineage: Eukaryota; Metazoa; Chordata; Lepidosauria; Squamata; Elapidae. Gene Ontology annotation, molecular function: ATP hydrolysis activity; ATP binding. The record is from RefSeq and is a predicted model, not a curated record. Gene Ontology annotation, cellular component: Golgi stack.